GUGUGAACUACGGGGCCUCAUCGCUGUCUGUGUGGACGCUGGGCCGUCUGCUUAAACCCAGUGUGAAACCGCUUCUUUCACCAAUUACCCCUCAGAUGGAAUGUCCCAGCUCGCCAGGCGCUGUAGUUACGGCUGUUGCUUCAUUUGUGAAACGUGUAAAGAUUCUUUCUCUAUACGGCUCUCAAAUGGAUAAGACGACGGAGAUGGCAAAUGCACUCACUGCUGGAUUCAAGGCUUCGACUUGGGUACGCAGCUUUCAUAUGGGAAACCCGGUACACGUGGAGAUUAUUGAGAACCAUUCGCCUACGAAGGAUAUAGACAAAUUCAUUGAUGAGGCAAUGAAAAAACACCCUGAAUUGAUUGCUGUUCUCGGUCCUAUGGGAGACAGAACCACACUGAAUGCUUUGCCAUCGCUGGGGAAACAUCACUUGGUAGCAUUAGCGCCAUUCACAGGAUCAAGUCUUGUCAGGGUGUGGAACAGCAGCUUGUACUUUUUCCGCGUUGAUCCUUCUGCUGAACUCCUUGCAAUAAUUCGCUACAUCGUGAACCAUCUGCGUGUGCGGAGGGUGGGAUUUAUGUACCUGCAGGGCAUGUCAUUUGGUGACAUGGAAUACCAAUUGGCGGUUAGGUCGUUUUCGCAGAUGGGCUACGAACUAAGUGGGGUGUUUACCGUGAUUAGCUCUUUGUCUGGCUCUGCUGAUAAUGCGAUAUUCAACGCCGAGUGGGAGAAGUUCGCGGACACUCAUCCACAGGCCGUUAUUGUGUUUGGAUCCCCAGUCAGCGACACCACAAAGUUUAUUAAAAAGAUGUUGACGGACUCACGCACUUCUGAAGCCUAUCUGCUUGGUCCAUCAACGGUGCAAGACAUUCUUCUGACCGCCUGGCAGGCCGCGAUCCGCGGUGGUGUUAAGUUUGUUCCUGGCCAAGUGAUCACAACGGGGGCCGAUCCGUUGGCAACGAAUACCCAAUUCGAAGCAAUGCGCCGAUUUCGUGCUGUAAUGCAGGAGUACUUAACCCACAGUGGACAGAAGGAGUUUAAGGAUCAUAAACGCUUCCUCAACAAUGACAACGACGGAGAGUUGAUGGUUGCUGGGUGGAUUGCCGGUGAGGUGUUUUCACAGGCACUUAGUAACCGUAACGAUCUCAAAGACAGAGAGACCUUCCGACGCUCACUUUUUAACCAACGGCGGUACGUCGUUGACGACAUUGUGAUUGGCGACUUUGGUGGUGAGUGCAUCGGCAAAGCUUCAUUGCAGGGGUCGAUCUGUCAGUGCAACCAGGGUGGGCGGACGGUGUAUAUGAAGCGUUUUGUCGAGGGAUAUCGUGCUGAAGUGGUGAAGGACGGAUUAUUGACAUACUCGGCAUCGCAGUGCUACGUGACGUCUUUCCAGAUGUUAGCACCGCUGAAUAGUGUUGCAGUUGCAAUAAGCGAUAUGGCCGUUGCCACCAAGGCUUCUGAGAACUUUCAUACAGGGGCUGCGGCUGGACUGAGUGAUGGAAGGAUUGAAACUGCACACGAAUUUAGUAUAAAAACGCUGCAGUCACCUGCACUUCAUGCAACUAAUAAGCUUUCGACCGAGAUAGAAACACGAAUCACUGCUGCUGUUGUAGGUGUGGUGGACGCAUCUAUGCUAAGUCACAUUAACAUUACAUACAUCGAUCCCGUGGAGCUGCGGAUGCGGUUAAACAAGUUCGAGAGGCACGUGAUUCACCUGUCACCGACGCUGGAGCAGGAGUUCUUUGUGGUUGCGCAGUACCUCGGCAACACGACUGUCGCCAACGCCCACGCUGUGAUCCGCAGCGAUGGGGCUGCUGCGAUGGCGGAUGUGUUGCAGCGGUCGCUUGUGACGUUUGGCGGGUCGCUGC
This is a messenger RNA of Trypanosoma grayi, 1866 nucleotides long. RefSeq names its product receptor-type adenylate cyclase. The record is from RefSeq and is a predicted model, not a curated record. The transcript has a single exon. NCBI's taxonomy places the organism in Eukaryota, Euglenozoa, Kinetoplastea, Trypanosomatida, Trypanosomatidae. The annotation marks the transcript as partial.